Messenger RNA from Parastagonospora nodorum SN15, 243 nucleotides. RefSeq lists its product as hypothetical. Lineage: Eukaryota; Fungi; Ascomycota; Dothideomycetes; Pleosporales; Phaeosphaeriaceae. Bases 1 to 243 code for a protein of 80 amino acids. The transcript is spliced from 2 exons. The record is from RefSeq and is a predicted model, not a curated record.
AUGGCUUCCGCAAACUCGUACUUCGUCCCAGGAUUUGGCAUCUCGAGGACUGUAAUUCAGAACGAGAUUCGCUACCACUGUGGCCCUGACGCCAUCGUUAGACCGUACACCUUUCAAGCGCAAAUCGAUGACUUGAAAGAAUCGUCCCGCGAGUACGAAGAAAAACAAUCCCGAAUAUCCAACGAGUCGAGCGUCUUCGUCAACGCACCUAUCCCAAUCAACCAACGGAUACGCCGGCCAUGA